GUACAUUGUACGUCACUGCCAUGCGCCUCCCAGCCGCGGUGUGGAGCAGUGCCCGGGCAGUCCGCGGACAGUGGAGUGCAGGUUUCGGGAUGUUGCCGGUAAUGUCAGUCCUGGGCCGGAGCUGCUGGGCGGCUCGAACCACUCUCCGGUCCUUACACACCGUGUAUCAGAGUGUGGAGCUGCCGGACACACACCGCAUGCUGAGGGACACCUGCAGGGACUACGCCGAGAGGGAACUGCAGCCCAUAGCCGCCAAACUGGACCGGGAGCACCUCUUCCCCCGGGAUCAGAUUCUACAGAUGGGUAAAAUGGGUUUAUUGGCAGUGGAGGUCCCUGAAGAACUUGGUGGUGCUGGACUUGAUUACUUGGCAUAUUCUAUCGCAAUGGAAGAAAUCAGUCGUGGGUGUGCAUCUACUGGGGUUAUCAUGAGUGUUAACAAUUCUUUGUAUUUAGGACCCAUUUUAAAGUAUGCUACAGAAGAACAGAAAAAACUGUGGCUUUCGCCAUUUUGUAGUGGAGAGAAGAUUGGUUGCUUUGCACUCAGUGAGCCAGGUAAUGGAAGUGAUGCAGGUGCAGCAAGCACAGUUGCUAGGCUGGAGGGUGAAGAGUGGGUUCUUAAUGGCACUAAAUCAUGGAUCACAAAUGCUUGGGAUGCCUCAGCAGUUGUUGUGUUUGCAACCACAGACAAGUCACUAAAACACAAGGGUAUCAGUGCUUUCUUAGUGGAGAUGCCAACUCCAGGUCUCUCCCUUGGGAAGAAGGAAGACAAGUUAGGUAUUAGAGCCUCUUCCACAGCAAACUUGAUCUUUGAAGAUUGUCGAAUUCCUCGUGAGAAUCUUCUAGGACAGGAAGGAAUGGGCUUUAAAAUAGCCAUGCAAACAUUGGAAUCUGGUAGGAUUGGGAUUGCAUCUCAGGCACUUGGAAUUGCACAAGCUGCUUUGGACUGUUCUGUAGAUUAUGCAGAGAAGCGCUUUGCGUUUGGAGCACCUAUUAGUAAAUUACAAGCCAUACAGUUUAAGCUAGCAGACAUGGCAGUGGCUCUGGAAAGCGCUCGGUUGCUUACGUGGAGAGCUUCCAUGCUGAAGGAUAACAAAAAACCUUAUACCAAGGAAGCAGCAAUGGCAAAACUUGCAGCAUCUGAGGCUGCUACACGAGUUUCACAUCAGGCAAUUCAAAUCCUUGGGGGCAUGGGUUAUGUGACAGAUAUGCCAGCUGAACGCUAUUACCGAGAUGCAAGAAUCACAGAAAUUUAUGAAGGCACCAGUGAAAUCCAGAGACUUGUGAUUGCAAACCAGCUUCUCAAGGACUACCGUAGCUAGGACAUUUGUGAAGAGCUGGAUAGUUGGGCAGAAGCCAUUCAUUUUCUUGACUCUAAGACUUAAACCUUUAAUUCACUGUGAUGCCUUAAGGAAGAUCAAGCACUGAUUUAGAUUCAACAGAUCACUUGGACUGUCGAUGUAGUUAAGAUCUUUCCAGGAUUCUUGCACUGUAGAGCGGACUCUGUGCCAAGGACCUGUGAAGUGUCUUACAAAGGGCUCAAAGCUAAAUAAGUUACGAAACACAGAAAUGUAUCCAAAUCACUAGUAUAAUCCAAAAUAUUACAAAUGGAAAUCUUUUAGAAAUAAAAUGACAUUUUUAAUCUAAA
Molecule: messenger RNA, 1645 nt
Organism: Pelobates fuscus (common spadefoot toad)
Lineage: Eukaryota; Metazoa; Chordata; Amphibia; Anura; Pelobatidae
Gene: ACADS
Product: acyl-CoA dehydrogenase short chain
Exons: 10
Coding region: 21-1319 (432 amino acids)
Biological process (GO): fatty acid beta-oxidation using acyl-CoA dehydrogenase; butyrate catabolic process
Cellular component (GO): mitochondrion
Molecular function (GO): flavin adenine dinucleotide binding
Source: RefSeq, a predicted model, not a curated record